CGCGGGCUUCGCCUCUCUCCGCCGCGCGCGCCGCUUCCUGCUGUGGCCCCCUCGUCGUCCCGGGGAAAGUUCGCCUCGCUCGCACUCAGCGGCCCGUCGUCCGCGUCCGCGUCCUCGCCUGCAGCACCCGAAGAGCCAUGGCCGAUUCCCAGGAGGACAAGCUGUACAAGGCGGAGUACGCCAAGAGCGGCCGAGCGUCGUGCAAGAAAUGCAAGGAGAACAUCGCGAAGGACUCGCUGCGCAUGGCCAUCAUGGUGCAGUCGCCCAUGUUUGAUGGGAAGGUCCCCCACUGGCACCACUUCUCUUGCUUCUGGCAGCGAGCCGCAGCCCAGUCCCCCACGGACAUCGAUGGGUACUCUGCCCUCCGCUGGGAAGACCAGGAGAAGGUGAAGAAGGCCAUAGAAACCGGCGGAGCCGCGGGAGGAAAAGGGGAGCCGAAGAGUGGAGCUAAAGGGGAGAAGACGCUCAACGACUUUGCGGUGGAAUACGCCAAGUCGAACCGCAGUACAUGCAAGGGCUGUGAGCAGAAAAUAGAAAAGGAUCAGAUUCGCGUGUCCAAGAAGACUGUGGACCCAGAGAAGCCCCAGCUCGGGCUGAUCGACCGCUGGUACCACACGGCGUGUUUCGUCGGUGGCAGGGAGGAGCUGGCCUUCAAACCUGAAUACAGUGCUGCCCAGCUGAAGGGCUUCAACGCACUACGGGCUGAAGACAAGGAAGAGCUGAAGAAAAGGCUUCCUGCUGUCAAGUCUGAAGGAAAGCGUAAAACUGAUGAGGUGGACGGAGUGUCAAAGAAACAGAAGAAGGAAGAAGAGGAUGAGAAGAAAAAGCUGGAGGAGCAGUUGAAGAACCAAAGCCAGCUGAUCUGGGGAAUCAAGGACAAGCUGAGGAAGUUUUGUUCCAUUAACGACAUGAAGGAGCUGCUAAUCGCAAACGGCCAGGAGGUUCCCUCCGGAGAGUCCAACGUGGUCGACUGCCUGGCCGACGGAAUGACCUUCGGUGCCCUUGAGGCCUGUAAGGAGUGCAAGGGCCAGCUGGUGUUCAAGGGUGACGCUUAUUACUGUACAGGGGACAUUUCAGCUUGGACAAAGUGUGUGUUCAAAACGGCAACACCUGUACGCAAGGACUGGGUCACCCCCAAGGAAUUCAAUGAGGUUGCCUUCCUGAAAAAGUUCAAGUUCAAGCGACAGGACAGGGUUUACCCCAAGGACGCUUCCAACCAAAACCCGACAGCUGCCAAAGCCAAACCCCUGGCGAGCGCAUCCAGCGCCCCGACCGAGAGGCUGCCAGAAGGAGCACCUUCAGACAAACCUCUGACGGGUAUGAAACUGUUCACUGUGGGUAAGCUGACCAAGAACAAGGACGAUCUGAAGGCUGCGGUUGAGGAGUUGGGUGGAAAGAUUAGCAGCACAGCCAGUAAGGCCUCUCUCUGCAUCAGCACCAAGAAGGAGGUGGAGAAGAUGACCAAGAAAAUGGAGGAGGCGAGGGACGCUGGCGUGCGCGUGGUCUCCGAGGAUUUCCUCACGGAUGUCACGUCGUCGGGUAAAGCUCUCCAGGAACUGGUCUCCCUGCAUGCCAUCUCGCCAUGGGGCGCAGAGGUCAAAGUCGAGGCCCAGGCUCCCUCCGUGGCGUCCAAGUCUGGAGAGCUGGCCACCAAGAGCAUGGGGAGAGUGAAGGAGGAGGGAGGGAGCAGCAAAGCCAAGAAGAUGAAACUCACAGUUAAAGGAGGAGCUGCUGUGGAUCCAGAUUCAGGUCUUGAGAACAGCGCUCAUGUCCUGGAGCAGAAUGGGAAGAUGUACAGUGCCACGCUGGGUCUCGUGGAUAUUGUCAGAGGAACUAAUUCCUACUAUAAACUGCAGCUGCUGGAGGAUGAUGUACAGAAAAGGUACUGGGUGUUCAGGUCGUGGGGUCGCGUGGGCACCACCAUCGGAGGCAACAAGCUGGACAAGUUUCACGACAAGAACUCUGCCAUGGACAACUUCCUGGCUGUGUACAAGGAGAAGACGGGCAACGACUGGGGCUCCUCCAACUUCACCAAAUAUCCCAAUAAGUUCUACCCGCUGGAGAUUGACUAUGGACAGGAUGAGGAGGCAGUGAAGAGGCUGACAGCCAGCGCGGGCACCAAGUCCAAGCUGGCCAAACCUGUGCAGGAGCUGAUCAAGAUGAUCUUUGAUGUGGAGAGCAUGAAGAAGGCCAUGGUGGAGUUUGAGAUUGACCUCCAGAAGAUGCCCCUUGGAAAGCUGAGUAAGAGGCAGAUCCAGAGUGCCUAUGCUCUGCUCACUGAAGUACAGCAGGCUGUGUCGGAUUGUCUGUCAGAGGCGCAGGUACUGGAUCUCUCUAAUCGCUUUUACACCCUGAUACCUCACGACUUUGGCAUGAAGAAACCUCCACUGCUCAACAACCUGGACUACAUUCAGGCUAAAGUACAGAUGUUGGACAACCUGUUGGAUAUUGAAGUGGCAUACAGUCUGCUCAGAGGAGGGGCCCAGGAUAAUGAGAAUGAUCCCAUCGACAUCAACUAUGAGAAACUCAGAACCAAGAUUGAGGUUGUUGACAAGAGCACAAAGGAGGCUGAGAUCAUUACGCAAUAUGUGAAGAACACCCACGCUGCUACACACAACACUUACACACUGGAAGUGCAAGAAAUCUUCAAAAUUGUUCGUGAGGGCGAGCGCCAGCGGUACCGUCCCUUCGAGGAGCUACACAACCGCCAGCUCCUGUGGCACGGUUCGCGCACCACCAACUACGCUGGUAUCUUGUCUCAGGGUCUUCGUAUUGCCCCUCCAGAGGCCCCAGUGACUGGUUACAUGUUCGGCAAAGGUGUGUACUUUGCCGACAUGGUGUCCAAGAGUGCAAACUACUGUCACACUUCCCAGUCAGACUCUGUAGGUCUCUUACUGCUGGCUGAGGUUGCCCUUGGCAACAUGCAUGAACUGAAGAAGGCCUCCCACAUUACAAAAUUACCGAAGGGCAAACACAGUGUUAAAGGUGUGGGGAGAACUGCUCCUGAUCCCAGUGCUGAGGUCACUUUGGACGGAGUGCAAGUGCCUCUGGGAAAAGGAGCCAACACUAACAUUGAUGACACAAGUCUACUGUACAACGAGUACAUUGUGUAUGACGUGGCUCAGGUAAAUAUGAAGUAUCUCCUGAAGAUCAAGUUUAACUACCAGACGUCCCUGUGGUGAGAGAAGCUGUGUCCGAAACGUCCUUCAGUAAAAACAAAGACCACUGCUGCCUCCAAACGCCUGGGCUUCACUUUCUGCAACAGAAGAUGUUCGUCAAAGGACUGAUGCUACAACACCCUUUACAAUGGUCAUUGGAAAUUUUAAGUCACUUUAUUGCUUUUUCAUCAGGUUUACUAGCUGGCAGCCUUUCUCAGUUUUACAUUAGGUACUUAAAUACCUAAUUCUGACGCAUAAGACUGCAGAUCUUAGCUCAAUACACUAGAUGAAGCAUGGUUCAUACCACAUAAAAAAGGUUUUGGUUUAGAGAUGAACAUCAGAAAUGUUAGUUUUCUUUCUCAUACGAUAAUGUUUCAUUUGAGAAGGGUCUAAUUUCUUCAUUCUUUUAAAACUGUAGGCGUAGCACUGCAAAAUGAAUAGUUCUGAGUUGUGAACGACCAGUCUGCAGACACAUAAACCCAUGUUUAUAUGUUGCAAAGGUUCCCCAGUAUAGUAGCUCCUAAGAUGAACAUCUUGUAGACUGUUAGGUUCAAAGAAACUGUACAAGGUUUGACCUGUAAAUACGUGCUUUGUUUGUCUCUCAAGCUGUCUUCCUUGCUGAAAGUUAUGGGUAAAAAAUGACAAACAGUGUAGUUCAUGUUUAUGCAAAGUAUUCUGCGAUACUGCCAUUCGUCUGUGUUACACUUUUUCUCAGUGUUUUUCUUGCUUAUCGAACAUAAUAAAACAUUUGAAAGAAAA
Scophthalmus maximus (turbot) is the source of this 3917-nucleotide messenger RNA. RefSeq names its product poly (ADP-ribose) polymerase 1 (gene parp1). Gene Ontology annotation, cellular component: nucleus. Gene Ontology annotation, molecular function: zinc ion binding; NAD+ poly-ADP-ribosyltransferase activity; DNA binding. The transcript is spliced from 23 exons. The record is from RefSeq and is a predicted model, not a curated record. Bases 138 to 3182 code for a protein of 1014 amino acids. Lineage: Eukaryota; Metazoa; Chordata; Actinopteri; Pleuronectiformes; Scophthalmidae.